AUGGGCAAAAAGAAGCGCGGACACCCUGACAUCGAGGAGGUGCUAGCCCGCCCCUGGUGCUACUACUGCGAACGUGAUUUUGAAGACUUGAAGCUCCUCAUCUCGCACCAAAAAGCGAAGCAUUUCAAAUGUGACCGUUGCGGACGACGACUCAACACAGCCGGAGGUCUCUCUGUUCACCUGAAUCAAGUCCACAAGGAAACCCUCAGCCAGGUCGAAAACGCCCUUCCCAACCGCCAAGGACUCGAAGUCGAAAUCUUCGGCAUGGAGGGUAUUCCCCAAGACGCCCUGGAGCAACACCGCAACCGGAUCAUACAGAACUUCUACCAGGCCCAGGAAGACCGGCGCAUCGCAACAGGCAACCCCGCUUCGGGGCAGGCGAUGCCCAGGAAGAAGAUUAAGAUGGAAGCGUCGGCGGAUCUUCUGAAGCGAUUGGCCGAGUUUAGAGCACAGAAGAAGGCCGGGACUCUACCUGCCGCGUCGGAAGAGAGGAAUAAUACACCUCCCACGGAACAGGGAAACCAACAACACGAUGCUGCGCAGCCAACGUAUCCCGGCCAGCAAGCAUACGGCUACCUCGCUGAUUCUCUCCCUGCCCGACCUCCAAGCCACGGGCCCGGAGCGACUGGUCUGCCCCAGCGACCGCCCCAAGCACCCUACUGGCAGCAGCCGCAGGCAGCACCGGGCGACGACGUCGAUCAAUUAAUCCGCAUGGCCGAGGCGGGAGUCAGGCCGCAGCAGGUACAGGAAGCCGAAGACACGGUCGACAAGAAAGCAAAGAAGGAGAAGAAGGGCAGGAUGGUCUACGACGACGCCGAGUUCAGCCCGGAAGAGAGAAUGGCGGUACUGCCCCGGUACGCGUUUCUUCCACGAGUCGGCGCUUAG
Messenger RNA from Metarhizium album ARSEF 1941, 885 nucleotides. Its product is annotated as RING-6 like protein. The record is from RefSeq and is a predicted model, not a curated record. Gene Ontology annotation, cellular component: nucleus. Gene Ontology annotation, molecular function: DNA binding. The transcript is spliced from 4 exons. The coding region runs from base 1 to 885 and encodes 294 amino acids. NCBI's taxonomy places the organism in Eukaryota, Fungi, Ascomycota, Sordariomycetes, Hypocreales, Clavicipitaceae.